CCUGUGGUUUGGAAGCAGUCUGGUUUGGAAGCCUGACUGGAGAGAGCUGAAGAGAAUAAGGGAGAAGGCAUAAAUAGAUGAGCUGAUCAUGGAUGAGUCAGUAAGUGAAGUUCCUGGCAAUCUGGAAAUGCUGGACCCCAGUGAUGAGGGGAAGAAGAAAUCCAAAUUUAAAGUCUUGAAAAAUUUCUUUGGCAAAAAGAAGAAAAAAGAUUCCGAAGAUGGUCAGGGAACAAAGGUGCUGAAAACAAGCUCGUCCAAUAAUACAAGCACCUCUUCUCUGGAACAGAUUCAGGAAGGUGAACAAAUUCAUCCCAGGGCCAAGAGCAGCAUGGGCAACAAAGCCAUAUCUCAUGACAGCAUCUUCUUAUUGGAUCCAGAUUCUGAGAGGGCAGCAAGUAAGAUGCUCUCAAACCUGGAGCCUCAGAGAGAGACACUUCUCCAGAGAUCUCAUGUUUACAGAACUCUCCCUAGAACUGGCACUAGUGUAUGGGGAGUCAUGUCUGGAUCUGACCUUGGACCUGCCUCUCGACCUGUGCCCAAAAAUGGAAUCUGGGUGAAAAGUUCCAGGGCUGCUGAGCCUCCACCAGUACCCCCACGGAAAGCAGGCAUCAGCCCACCGCUUAUCCAACCUGACAUAUUUUCUGAGGACUUUAAAGAACUCCCUAUUGCCAGUGAUCCAACUGACAGUUCACCAGUGAAGGCUUCAUCAUACAAGACCUUGACACUGAAUAAGAACUUCUCUGAGUCAUCAUCUGUACCUGAUGUAUUAAAGUCCUUGGACACUCAGAAUUUCAGUGACUUUCCCACUUUAUCUACCAGUCAGAGCUGCUUAGAUUCUUCAGCUGCUCGACACAAGAUGGCUUUGAAUCCCCGGAAGCAAAAGAAGAACUUCCAGGUGAUACCAGUGCAGGAUGAGCCAAGCUUUUCACUGGUUUCUGAAGACAAUAGCAUGACCGCAGUGAAAGAUGCUGACCAGAAGAAUGUGAAAAAAGACAAUGAAGGACCCACAAACGAAAAACAGAACAGUGAGACAGAGGUUUCUGAUAAGAUAACAGAACAGGCCUCAAACACUGCUAAUUCUGAGAACCUAAACUAUCCAACAUCAACAGCACAUGGAAGAAGGUAUAGAAUAGGAUCAAAUGCUUUAGGAACGAGUGAGAAUGUCACACAGUCCAGCCAAGGAUUUGAUGUGGGUGACAGAGGCAAGUCCUCACCUACCAAUAAGCUUUCCAGGGAUUACUCUUUCUGGAACCUAUACUUGGAGAGCAAAGUCACAAAGCAGAAAACAACUCCACAGGUAGAAACCACUGCUGCUCAGGAGUUGUUCUCAAAUAAAGCUGACCUGGGAAAGAAAAGUGCUGAAGUCAAUUUUGAGGCAAAAAAUAUAUCAACACCCCAGCGUCUACCUGCAGAUGUGGAAAAGAAAAUGGUGAGUGACCUAUCAUUAUUCUAUGAAAAUAUAGCUUCUGCAGGCAAGAAGCCACAAGCUAGAGUGAUGCAAAGCUCUCCUGCAACCACAGGAGAAAAUAUUCACUCAGUGAGAAAGGGAGUGCAGGCGAUGGCAGAGCCUUCUCAGAUCUUGUCAGAAGACAAAGGAACUUCUAGUCUUGCUCUGCAGGAUGCCCCAUGCAAAGUGGAGUCAUCCCAGGAUGUCUCAGCUCUCUUUAAAGAUGAUCCUCCCACAAGCAUCUUUCAGACUGCCUCACCAAGUGCUUCCAGCAUGCCCAGUAAGGCAGGCGGAGUCAUUCUGACAGAGAGGCUGCUGCCACCAUGCUUUUCUACUCUCUCAGGGAAGUCUGAAGCUAAGGAAAUUCCCUCAGAUUCAGCCAAUGCUCCAGAGAAGAGCAGUAAUUAUGUACAACCUUCCCAGUGUCUGGGGAAUCCUAAAGCUACAGAAAUCUCAAAUUCAGAGAAGGCGCUAAAGGAGAAGAGUAAUUCUGGGGAACUGGGUUCUCCCAAUUACUCUCCUGUGUCCAGUUCUGAAGACAAGUCAAAGGUCAUCUCAAAAUCCAAGCAUUUCACUGUGAAAUUGAGCGGUUCUGAGAAGCAGCCGGCUCCACAGUACCCUUCCCAGACUUCAGAGGAGUCUGAUGUUGAGAAAGUGUCUACAGGAUCAAGUAGUCACGUCAAGAAGCACAACUUUGCUGAAGACUGGAGCAGCUUGGAAGGAGACCUCGUUGUUGGACCUCAUGGGCAGGCCGCGAUGAAGCCCAAAGACAAACAAGAGGCCGUCUGGAUGUCCCACAACGCCCCCAAAGAGUGGAGCACUUCUGCUUGGAAGUCUGUGUCACAGCACCAGGGCUCCCGCAGAUCAGCGAACGCUGUGGCAGAAGAAAGCAUUUCUGGGGAGCCAGUAUCUGCCCGAGAUGCUUUCAAGCCAUGGGAGGGUCAGAAAUCCGAGCAGAAAGAUUCUUUAGAUCCAAAGAGUGCAGCCAUGGACUGGGGCAUUUCUAUGGAGCCGCUACCCCCAAGAAGGACCUUGAAACACCCUUUGAUUGUGAGAGAGGCUACUUUAACGGAGAUGCUGUCUGCCAGGCAGCGUUCUCAGCCCCUGUUGAAAUCAGCAAGUGCACAAGAUGCUUCGGAUGCAGAGAGCACUGCUGGUGAGGGGAAGCUCUCCGGUGAGGAGAAGCUCUCCGUGGGGCCGUGUCCUUCUCGGAGUCCCUCCGAGCCCUUAAGUGACACUCAAGCUCAACAAGAUAUGCUCUCUGAGUCACAGGCACUGCCGGCUGAGAGGGACAUUUCAGUGGAGCAGUCCCUGGCAUCUCCCGAAGUCAAUGAAGGUGCUGUGGUGAAGGAGAGCUUCAAGCUGCGCAGGAAGCUAGGCCCAGCGAAUGUUUCCACACCACACGGCACUUCACUGCCUCCCAAACACAGUCUCCAGCCUAGGGGGAAGCCUGCCCUCGAGCAAGUCUCUGCUGGUCCAGAGAAUGUUGAGGCUGAGGGGCGCGUGGGUGUGCAGCCACAGUCCAUGUCCACAAGCGGGCAAAACAUUAAUGAGUGGCACAUUUUGGCAGAAGCGCCUCCUCUCAAGAAGUCUCCGAUCCCGAGGAGAGCAGCAAUGAAGAAACCCAUCUCUGCAGGUUCAGGGAGUGCUUCCACAGAGUGGCGUGAUUCCAUGCAGCCACGGGGGAGGCUGAGAUUGGAGCCCCAAGUCUCUCCUGUGCUGCAGGGCGCUGCGGAAGAGCAGACUUCUCAGCAGCGAGGGAAGCCACCAGGACCAGAGGGUGUGGCCACGGAAAGGGGCGUGACCACAGAGCACCUGCCUUGGGGACCGCUUUCCCAAGCCACAGCAAGAGCUGAGGAGCACAGUUCGGGGAAACCGCUUCCUGUGAAACAGCCUAGUCAGUUCCCAGUGAGGGCCAAAGUACAAGAGAUGUCCUCGAGUAUGAACAGGGCUAAGAUAGGGAAAUCGCUGCUUAGCAGUUAUUCCAUCGUCAAAUCACAACCAUCCAAGUCAUUCGUGAAGUUUAUGGCCCAGCAGAUCUUUUCUGAGGGCCCUACUACCGAAACAGGCACUUGUGUGAACCCUCCGCCUUCAAGUCAUCGUUCCAAGCCUUUGUGGAAGUCUAAAAUGGAUCACCAGAUUGUCUUGGGGCAAGAGAACGCUGACCCCAAGGGAGACAGUGCUUCGAAGAUGCUAGAAGUCUCCCAAGGUUCUGAAAGCUCCAGCGAAGGGAGGAAGGGUUCCAGAGAGGUGCUGCCUUCCCGACACUUUGCCCAGAGCUCCAGUGGUUCAGCAUGGCAGGCCCAGAAUCCCUUGGUGGGCUCAGUGGAAGAACGUGGAAAGCAGAGCAUUGCUGAAGCACAUCUGCACUCCAGCAAUGCUCCGGCUUCUGGGGAUGCUGAACCGACCUGUUCAAAGUCCCUGAGCACUUCUGCUAAGGGAACUGUGUGUGAGAACAAGUCUGGCAGCGAGUCCCACCCCAGCAAAACCAAGAAACACAGCUCAGGCUCUGAAGCACUCCUGAAGAGUACCUUCACCCCAACCAACAGGUCUAAGAUCAGAGGGGACCCGCCCUUGAAAUCACCUACUUCUUCUGGAGACACUCACUCCAACAAGGAAAUUCUUGAGAGUGGUGGUGGCAAUCGUGACUGCCAUUCAAAACUAACCAUCUAUGAAAUCAAGGGGGAAAGAUAUUUCGGAGUCCAGCUGAGAAGAACCUCUUCUGCACAGAAGUGUGACAGUACAAAGCUGAGUAGUUUCAGCCAGCUUCCUUCACUGUCCCCGUUCUCCAUGCCGUUCUCUGAAGGCAGACAACAACAAAUGAAAAGAAGUGCUUCCCAGGGUAUCCUGGACACCACAGACAGCACUGCCGCCAUACCUGACCUGGUGCAGAAGCAGCCAAGCAGGCCCAAAUCGGAAGUUAUGGCCAGUAACCCAGCUGCCUACAAGAUCCCAGGAAAGCCACCUGGGCAACAAGCAGAUAAUGCUGUCUCCGAGCCACUUUGGAUAACUGUGGCAAAGCAGAAGCAGAGAGAUUUUUCAUACUCUGUCUCUAUGAAGGAAUCAAAAUUCAAGAUCGGAGCUGCAGCUGAGCCAGAAACAAAGGAGCCUAGUCAUGUGGUAGGACCCCGGGCCACCCAGCAAACACUCCAAAAGGGAGCUGGCCCUGAAAAGGAAAACCAAUCAAGAAACAUUUUGAGUUCCAAUGUCCAUCCACAGAAGAUGGCACAGACGAAACAAAUUAAAUCAGCUGCAUGUGAAGAUCCAAUGAUAAUGCAUUCUCCUGCCAAGGAAAAGGAAACUAAAGGAUCUUCAGCUCUACCAAUCAAGUCCAAACAAUCAGUUGAGCCAGUUGAGCCAGUUGAGCCAGUUGAGCCAGUUGAGCCAGUUGAGUCAGCUGAGCUGGUCAAAUCAGCUGAGCCUGUCUGGUUCGCCAUGGCCAAGGAGAAGGCCAAAGCAUGGAGCCAUAAACAAGAGAUCGUGUGAAGAAAUAAGUCCUAGGUGAAGUAUCAACAUUUUAAAUGUUAGUUGACAGCAGCUGUGUUAAUUCUGUUAGUGAUUUCUUCACUGCAACCAUUUUUAUUCAACCAAAAGGCCUUAGAAGUGAUAGUUAAAAACAGAUUUAUUUGAAAGGAGUGCUGUGAAUGCCUAGCCUUCAGUACACUUACCAGAAUGUCUGCAAACCUGGAAUUUCCUCUAUAAAAACAAUGGGAGGUGCUUACACUGGAAUAGAAUCAUGAAAGUUUUAAUUUUGGACAAUGUGCUUUUGAAAAGAGAAACCAAAAACAUUUGGUUGGGGGCAACUGAAAAGCUAUCAUUUUUCUCAUCCAAAUAAAGUAACGCUAAUGGAAAUACACAAGUGAUUUAGCUACAAAACUGGCUUUUAGUAUUUAUGAGCCUGAGAACAUGCUUGAAAAUUAUUUGAUCACUUCACUCAGCUUUAUAAAGGCUCUUAUAAGAUACAGUGUGAGUAGACAUCUGGGUCUCCAAGAAUAAUUUAGCACAGUCAGUCUCCUAAUCCAAUACCCCAUGAAACACCUUUUGUGUCCUUGGAGUCCUCCAAAAAUGGUAGGGGAUAGCAAUACACAGAUCACCUAUAUAGAGCUUGCCCUGUGCACAUGCCACAUGUUAACCUGAUGCAGGCCUGGCAAUAUCAUGUGCCAUCCAAGAGGUGCAAUGUUUCUGGAGGUUGAUCACCCUCCUUUGGAUGGUUAGUUUAUCAGUGUUUGGCCUCUCUUCCCAGGAUAACUACAGUCCUCUCCAUUUGCUUAGAAAUAAAAUUGUGCCUCCUUUCAUACACGCUUUGUUUAAGUGCUUAAGAUCCUGUUGAAAUUCCAUGUUGUACAGAGAUCAAAAUCAUACUUACCAUCAAGUACACAGCAAGUUCACUGUCUUGAUGCAAGUCCGGGACCACAGGAGAGCUCCCUUCUCUGGCUCUUACUUCUAGAGAACCUUCUACUUUGUAGCGCAGGUUUUCAUCCAUUAUCCCUAGCAGCUUCUGCCUCACAAGUUUUUGGCCCAAAGCAAGUUUGCAAUCCCAAAAGCCGCAGAGAAACGAGCUUCUUGCUAACUGGAAACCGUAAGUGAUAAAGUCGGUCUCUGGAUGCCCUUGAUCCUAGAGGCACAUACUCCAAAAGUUACUAGGCUGGAGAGCCCCCCACCCAGCCCAACCAUGAAGAAGGAAAGCAGCGGAAGAAAAGUCAGGGUG
Messenger RNA from Ochotona princeps (American pika), 6155 nucleotides. RefSeq names its product KIAA1210 ortholog. The transcript has 12 exons. The coding region runs from base 89 to 4933 and encodes 1614 amino acids. NCBI's taxonomy places the organism in Eukaryota, Metazoa, Chordata, Mammalia, Lagomorpha, Ochotonidae. The record is from RefSeq and is a predicted model, not a curated record.